AUGGACCCCAUUCGCCUGGACGACACCCGCGUCGCCGACUAUCUGGAUGACAAGCUGCAGACCCUCGGAGAUCUCGAAUCCCUUGACGAAUUGCUCGCCAACAUCCACAAGCAGCAUGGCGAGCUCAAACAACAACUCCACGAUGCUCAGCAGGUCUUUGCCGAUGCGAAACAGGGCUCCGUCGAGCACAACGCCUCUCUCAAGCAACGCUCCCAUGCAUUCAAUAAAGAUCUGGUUGAUAUAGAAAAGCGUUUGCUCGUGGUCACCGAGUCCGAGACGAGCGAAGAGGCUACCCCUCGCUUCGAAGCCCUUCUUGACAAUCUGCACCGGUUGGACGUUGCCAAUGCAUAUCUUGAGCUUCUGAAAGAGGUUGAUACAUUGAGCAAUGACGCCCAGUCUAAGCUCCAGACCUCAAACGAAGCCGCAUUAGCCCCGUACAAGCAGCUUCGCUCCCUCCACACCCGCCUGAUAUCUUUGCAAACAGAUGCAGAGGGCGCUGCUCCUCAAUUGCUACAUCAUGUAGGCCAGAUAACCGACGCGCUGCGGGCCAAAAUCCUAGAUGCCCUUUCCGCCGAUCUGGAAACCGUCCUGAAGAAGAUACGCUGGCCCACCCCCAAAGCCACAAUUCCAAGUCAUCUACAAGAGGAAUGGGAGAUGGCAGUCACCAAGCUGUUGGAUCUACAAACACCAGAGUUGGAGGCUACAGAUCCUACACGGGCAACAGGAGAUGUGCUUCAGCUCCCCCCGGUGCUAUUCCCUCUCGAGGUACUCGUGCAACCGCUAGAGAUGCGAUUCCGAUAUCACUUCGACGGCGAUAAAGCGACCAACCGCAUCGAUAGGCCCGAGUAUUUUCUCACCCAUGUCACCACGCUUCUCGACGAUUACAGUGUUUUCGUCGCCGAUCACAUACAGCCCAUCCUUUUGAAGCGGUUUCAAGGGACUGACCUGGCGCUCCAUCCGCUUUAUAUUGACGCAUCAUCUGCUUUCAUAACCGCGGUCUUACCCAUGUUGAGAACGAAGAUUAGCGCAUUGCUACCGAAGGUAGCGAGAGAUGCGCAGCUGUUGAGCCACCUCAUGCACGAGCUCAUGAAGUUCGAUACCACAAUCAGGGAUGAAUGGCGCUACGAUGGUGGCUUUGGUGUCGAGGGCUGGAACGGUUUGUCUGGGGAAUUCCUCGUUCAAGGUGACUGGUUUGGGCGGUGGCUGCAGGUCGAGAAAGAUUUCGCACUUGCGCGUUACCAGAGUAUUAUUGAUGCACCGGACUUUGGGGACCUUGAUUAUGAGAGUGUCGAUCCGAAAGCCACAAAGCCCACUAAGGGUGCCAUCCGUGUCAACGAUCUGCUAGAGACCAUUACAGAUCGAUAUCGUCCCCUGACCUCGUUCACGCUGAAGCUACGCUUCCUGAUCGACAUUCAGAUUGCUAUAUUCGACAAACUCCACGAGCGGCUGCAGGGUAGCCUAGAUGCAUAUCUCAGGAUGACGACCUCAAUUGGCCGUGCGGUAGGUGGUAUCACCAAAGAAGAGCAGGACAAGCUGCUUGGCGUCGAGGGACUGGAACGUCUCUGCAAGACGUACGGCAGCGCGGACUACCUAGAAAGGGCGAUGCGGGACUGGAGCGACGACGUGUUCUUCCUUGAUCUGUGGGAAGAGCUCAAUGACCGUGCACGGCAAGCAAAGAACAUUGGGAACAUGACGAUCGCCGAUGUUGCGGAACGUACGUCAAGUGCCGUCGGCACAGAUGGCGAUGGCGACGGUGUAGCUCUCUUCGACGAAACGGCAGGCUGGUACUCCCGACUCCGCAUCAGCAGUGAAAAGAUCAUUAGCGACACGUUGAACAACAAUGUGCGGGAGGCGUUGCGGGCCUAUCGACAUAUCAAUCCCUGGGCUUCGCUCACUGGACCCUCAGCCUCAACCGGCGCCACGCUGUCGCCUACUGCGGAGCUUGACCCACUGCUCUCCCAACUGACAACCUCGCUGGGCUUCCUCUCGCAUGCUCUGGCGCCGGCUCCACUGCGCCGCAUUACCAGAACGGUGCUCGCCACCAUCUCCAACACGCUUUGGGAUAACGUUCUCUCACGCCACCGCUUCUCGACCAGCGGUGCUGCCCAAUUGCGAGCCGAUCUUGCAGCCAUAUGUCGGAUCAUUGACGGUGCAGUCGGGCCAGGGGUAGCCGAGGCCGGAUUGAGGAAAUGUCUGGAGGGGGUGCAACUCAUUGGGCUGCCAGUCAAGGGUGGCAAAUCCGAAUCUGUUUCUACGCCUGCGGAGGAAGGCGACGACACAUGGGAUGCGUGGGGCGGGGAAGACGGCGGAGAACCCGAAAGCCCUGUCGCUUCUCCCGCGAAGGUGUCCAAUGCAAUUGCUGGGGAGGAAGAGGAUCUGGGGUUGUGGGAGGUGGAGAAGAGAUUGUUCGCCGAUAACCAGAGCGCCAGAGAGGUAUUGGAGGCUCUUGGCAUCGAAUCAAUCACAGAGGCAGAGGCAAGGACCGUUCUGGGACGGAGAGUCGAGCUGGCUGGGUAG
This is a messenger RNA of Aaosphaeria arxii CBS 175.79, 2517 nucleotides long. Its product is annotated as RINT-1 family protein-like protein. The record is from RefSeq and is a predicted model, not a curated record. Gene Ontology annotation, biological process: endoplasmic reticulum to Golgi vesicle-mediated transport; retrograde vesicle-mediated transport, Golgi to endoplasmic reticulum; regulation of ER to Golgi vesicle-mediated transport. NCBI's taxonomy places the organism in Eukaryota, Fungi, Ascomycota, Dothideomycetes, Pleosporales. The coding region runs from base 1 to 2517 and encodes 838 amino acids. Gene Ontology annotation, cellular component: Dsl1/NZR complex. The transcript is spliced from 7 exons.